GUCAAUUAGACAUUGAUAGUUAAUAUUUCUCAUAAAAAAAUAUUUUACUUGAUUAUACAUUAUUCUCCUAGCCUAUCAUAAAAUAAAAAGCCAUGGCUGUUCGUUUGGGUGGAAGUUUGAAAGAGCUAAGGAUUCACUUGUGCCAAACAAGUGCACAAUCCGCUGGCGUAAGAGAAUUUAUUCAAAAGAACUAUGUUGAUAUUAAGAAACAGAAUCCAAAUUUUCCCAUAUUGAUUCGUGAAUGCAAUGGGAUUCAACCGCGGAUUUGGGCUCGCUACGAAAAAGGAGUUGAACAAAGCAUGCCUCUUACAAAUUUGACGGCCAGUGAUGUUUUUUCUGCACUGAAACAGCUAGUGAAGUGAUUUUGUUUUUAUUAGAAUAAUUUUGGUUUAUGAAUAAAAAAAUAGAGUAUUA
Molecule: messenger RNA, 414 nt
Organism: Zerene cesonia (dogface butterfly)
Lineage: Eukaryota; Metazoa; Arthropoda; Insecta; Lepidoptera; Pieridae
Gene: ND-B8
Product: NADH dehydrogenase [ubiquinone] 1 alpha subcomplex subunit 2
Exons: 3
Coding region: 93-362 (89 amino acids)
Source: RefSeq, a predicted model, not a curated record